This is a messenger RNA of Rotaria sp. Silwood2, 963 nucleotides long. The record is from the annotation of a GenBank genome assembly. Lineage: Eukaryota; Metazoa; Rotifera; Eurotatoria; Philodinida; Philodinidae.
AUGCAUUCUCGUACUGAAAGACGAUAUGACCAUCAAAAUCUAUCACGUAUUAGUCGUCAAGACUGUCAGCAUCUUGCUAAUCGUAGUCAACGUCCAUCAUCAUCCGGAUUUAAUUUAGAUCGACAAUCGUUGUCAAUAAGUCAUCGUCAUUUAGAUUCUUAUGACCUUAAAGACAAACGUGAACAAUCAGGUUAUUGUUUUGGUGUAUUGAUUGUGCUCAGCUAUGUUCUUGUCAUUGUUACAUUUCCUUUAUCUCUAUGUUUCUGUCUUAAAGUAGUACAAGAAUAUGAAAGAGCUGUUAUCUUUCGACUCGGUCGUAUUUUAGCAAAUGGAGCACGUGGACCCGGUCUAUUCUUUAUCUUACCAUGCAUUGAUACCUAUAGUAAAGUUGAUCUUCGAACAGUAACUUUUGACGUUCCACCACAAGAAAUUCUAACAAAAGAUAGUGUAACAGUAGCAGUUGAUGCUGUUGUCUAUUUUCGAAUAUUUAAUGCCGUUAUAUCAAUAACAAAUGUUGAAGAUGCAGCAAAAUCAACAAAACUUUUAGCAGCAACAACACUUCGAAAUGUUUUAGGUACUAAAACUCUUCAGGAAAUUCUUGCAGAACGAGAUAAAAUUGAUACGGUUAUUCAAACAGGUCUUGAUGAAGCAACUGAUCCUUGGGGUGUUAAAGUCGAACGUGUUGAAGUAAAAGAUGUUCGUUUACCAGUGGCAUUACAAAAAGCUAUGGCAGCUGAAGCUGAAGCAUCUCGUGAUGCACGUGCAAAAAUAAUUGCAGCUGAAGGUGAAAUGAAAGCAAGUCGUGGUUUAAAAGAAGCAGCUGAUACUAUUCAACAAUCACCUAUUGCUUUGCAAUUAAGAUAUUUACAGACAUUAACACAAAUUGCUGCUGAACGUAAUUCAACUAUUGUCUUUCCCAUUCCUAUUGAACUUUUACAAGCUGUAUCUCGUAGUCGUCGAUAA